This is a messenger RNA of Drepanopeziza brunnea f. sp. 'multigermtubi' MB_m1, 1230 nucleotides long. RefSeq lists its product as uncharacterized. NCBI's taxonomy places the organism in Eukaryota, Fungi, Ascomycota, Leotiomycetes, Helotiales, Drepanopezizaceae. Gene Ontology annotation, biological process: base-excision repair, AP site formation. Gene Ontology annotation, molecular function: uracil DNA N-glycosylase activity; pyrimidine-specific mismatch base pair DNA N-glycosylase activity. The record is from RefSeq and is a predicted model, not a curated record.
AUGGACAGUAUCAAAACAGAGACAGAUGAUGAAGAAGCUACAGCCGCUCCCUUAGAUAACAAACCAGCAACCUUCAAAGGACGACUGAAUUUGGCAAGCUACACCUUCUCUCCGACCACCAAAUCCGAACCUUCCCCUCGACCAUCACUACUCAACUCCCCAACGCCAGCGUCAACACCGAAACGCAAAUCCUCCCAUCUCGCGCCCUCACCGUCACCAAGAAAGAAGUCCCGCCCUCCCUCGGGCUACGCCCCUCCAUCAACCUACGCCCACCUCCCCGAACUCCGCGAUGUCCUACAGCCAAAUCUGAUAUGCGUAUUCAUCGGUCUCAACCCCGGCAUAGAGACUGCCCGCUCGGGGCACGCCUAUGCUCACCCCUCGAACCUCUUUUGGAAACUACUACACAGCAGUGGGUGUACACCACGAAGGUGUCGGCCGGACGAAGAUGGCGAUUUGCCACGCCUGUUCGAGCUUGGCCAUACCAAUAUUGUGGCGCGGCCAACGCGGAAUGGGAGCGAGCUGAGUAAGAAGGAGAUGGAUGAUAGUGUGGUGGUGUUGGAGGAGAAGAUUAGGAGGUUCAAGCCGGAAAGCGUAUGUAUCGUGGGUAAGAGUAUUUGGGAGAGUGUGUGGAGGGCGAGGAAGGGGAGGGGUAUCAAAAAGGAGGAAUUUCGGUAUGGGUGGCAAGAUGAAGCGGCGAAUAUGGGUGUUGCAGAGGGGUGGGAGGGAGCGAAAGUGUUCGUUGCUUGUAGUACGAGCGGACUUGCUGCGGGUCUUAAACCGCUGGAGAAAGAAGUGAUAUGGGUGGAAUUGGGGGUUUGGGUUGCGAAGAGGAGAGAGGAGAGGGCCAGUGCUCUCUCCCGGACUCAAGAUCCUCCUUACAGUCUCGGCACCUCAGCCGGUUCUGGUAUCGUCCCCGUUGCAGUAUUUUCCCCCUCCGCUCUCAGCCCACAGACACUGGUCUGUACUCCGAAUGUGCCUUCUCCACAGCCAGAAAGAGGUGUCGUCCACAAUUUCUUCCAACGCUUCUCUCCUCAGCCCCAAAUCAGCCCUGCGCCAAGCCCCGUGCGCAACUCUUUUCCUGCACGUAUCUCUCUGCCUGGCCCGCCCCCUAUCUCAUUCCUCACGUUCAUCGGCCUCUACACCCUCGCUCCUCUUGCCUGGACCGCUUCCCUUUGUGCUGAUGUGCGCGGGAGUCGGCGCACUGCUGGGAGCGAUGAACAUGGUGUUUAG